Messenger RNA from Pseudogymnoascus destructans, 2879 nucleotides. RefSeq lists its product as uncharacterized. Gene Ontology annotation, molecular function: ATP binding; ATP hydrolysis activity. The record is from RefSeq and is a predicted model, not a curated record. The coding region runs from base 449 to 2767 and encodes 772 amino acids. NCBI's taxonomy places the organism in Eukaryota, Fungi, Ascomycota, Leotiomycetes, Thelebolales, Thelebolaceae. The transcript is spliced from 7 exons.
AUAUGAACUCCUCCCGCAGUAUCCGCCCGAACGGUCGUACUGUCUCACAUGAAUGGGCUGCUUUCCCCACACUGCUGCAUUGUGAAUCGGUCUCGCCAGCAUCCCCCCCAACACUGUCUUGCAGAUAUGUGAUUCCCCGCGUUGUUUGCAUGAUGCACCCUUGGACCUUCUUGAAUAUUCAAUCGGCCAAUGCUGCAACCGUGAGCUGCUGGUGAUCCUGAACUUAGAAGGAUUGGCUUCCCUCAACUCCCUAGCCGUUGUUAGUUUACAGGGAGGGUUUGGUCUUCAAUUGACAUGAGCAAACGAUUGAGAAAUAUAUAAGGGCAUGCGAUUCCCCAGAAGUGCAAUUACGAAUCUCUGCAGUCUUCAUAUCAUCACUCAUCUUCAAGCUCUUACUUCUGUUUAUAUCUCCCAUCACGCAUAUUAAGCCACCUGCCAACCCUCUACAAUGAUCAUGGCCCAAAAAGAGAUGAUUCAAAUCUGCCCUACAUCGACCCAUUUGCCGCCGGGCACACCACCGAGUACCCCGAAUCUGUCAUCAACCGAACACGUUGUCACGUUCAGCAAUGCCCAAAAGCUUUUUGAAAUGGUCAAAGCUAUCGUGGACAUGGAAAUUGCUUCCACUUCAUCGAAGUGCAAGUGUCCCCAGAGAACAUCUGAAGCUCCUGAACAUGCGGCAUCUACGGGACCCGUAACUCUCAAGGAUGUUGAGGCACUCAUUUUGAAGCUCAUCGACGAAAAGUCAGCAAACCCUUCAGCUCCAGACGACGAACUCGAUAAUCAGUACAGGCUUAUGGAAAUGGUCGAUUCGAUGAUAGAAUUACGCCUUGCAUCCCGUACAUCUGUACCCCAGGCACCUACACAAUCCCUGACGAUCCAGGACUUCAAGGACCUCUUGAAAGAACUUGUCGAUGGAAAGCAGGCGGGAUUGGCUCAGGUUUCAGACGGUCCUCAACCCGAUACCACGGACGCUCAGGUGGCUGAAGCUGAUGCCAACGACACCAAUGCAUUCAAAACAGUUGAAGAAGUUUGGGAUAACAAAACGUACAAGUACGCACUUGUGGAGCCCGCAAAGUCGACUCAUGAGAUAACUACAUUGGACAAAUACGUUUUCAUUGUCCGCAGAAGAGUCGACAAGGAUACGAAAGAGACGCAGUUCCACAUCGACAUCAAGUCGGAGAGUUUGCGCGAUAUCCUGAGGGUUAUCUUGGGAGAUGUUCAAGGAAUCAGCUUAAAAGAACCAGUCCUAUCUGUUGAGCAGAAUCUUUUACACCACUAUCUGCCUGAAAUAGAGUUAUAUCGAGGACUAAAACUCUAUCGGGACGUUGAACAGAGUAAGAUCGCCGAACAUGAAUCACACUUGGAGUCGCUUAUCGACUACAUCAAGACAGCCUAUGGACCUACAAGACAGAGUCUGAACCCCAUCUUAGAAGACGGCCACAUCACAUUUGACCUGCUUUGGGCCCUCUUCAAAUCAAAUACGUUAGUAUAUACCAAGUGUUUCGGCACAGGAAAGCCAAGAUGUGUCAAGUAUGAUUUUGGAGAAGAACGGAAGACAAACAGUGGGGUGAAGUAUUUUCACAUAGAAGGUCGUUAUCUCGAUUUUGAUGGAAAGGUACUUGGUGAAGCAGUAAUUCAUCUCUCAAUCGAAAAGUUUCGUGGCGCUAAGCGGAUUGAUACUCUUGAGGUAUUUCCUCUUCAUUGCCACGCAAACGAAAGCAAUGCAAGGGCGCAACUACUCAAGUGUGGUCACAGAUUUCUUGGAUUGACAGGUAUCCAUCACGUUGAGUACCAUGGGAAGGCCUUCUACAUGGAGAAAGGACGUCCAAUCGAGGUGACUAUCAAGGGCCGAAUCAUGGUUGAUCCGGCCCACUUCAGAGAAACCAACCCAAAUUACAAGAAACCAAGCAUUAGCGAGCCUUCUAAGUCUUCAUCUAAUAUUUGGCUCUCUUUCGAUUUGGACGGUACCACUGUAACGUCUGCAGACGUCGUAAAAUGCAUUGGGAAGAGCUCAGCGGAGGUGGCUGGAGAUGACGUGCUCCUGUGCAGCCCGACGGUACUCGGUUUCAGCCUUGACAGGAACUUAUGGCUCGAAUUUGCCGUUGGUGACAUCGAGGACAUCAAGUGGCAGCCUGCUGCUCUCGCCCACCUCCAAAUCCCUGACAAGAAAAAGAAGGCCAUACAGGCCCUUUCUGAGGCCCACAUGGCACGAUCAUCUGACAACCGUUUUGAUGAUUUCGUUGCUGGGAAAGGUCAGGGCCUAAAUGUGCUCCUACACGGCCCACCAGGUGUGGGGAAGACUUUGACAGCUGAAGUCCUCUCUGAGCAUCUUCAAAAGCCACUCUAUUCGGUCUCCGCGGGCGAGCUGGGCACUAGUGCAGAAAGCGUUGAGGCACGCCUUCCAGGUAUCUUCCAACGCGCUUCAAGAUGGAAUGCUCUUCUCCUACUUGAUGAAGCAGAUGUUUAUUUAGAGCAGCGCUCACCCUCAGAGAUAAUUCGCAAUGCUAUAGUCUGUGUAUUCUUGCGAACGCUUGAAUAUUACCAAGGCAUCAUGUUCCUCACGACCAAUCGAGUCGCGCAUAUUGAUGAUGCUAUCGCUAGCAGAAUCCAGUUCAAGAUCAACUAUAAUACCCUUAGCGCAGAUCAAAGGAGGAGUAUCUGGAAAGGCUUUCUGAGAAAGGCAUUUAUAGGUCAAGGACUGCCGGAUUACGACGGCUUGGACCUCGAGAACCUAGUGCGAAGGGAGCUUAACGGUCGGGAUGUGUAAAGCGUAAGCCUAAGGUCUCACGGGAGUCCAGGGAACCAGGUCAGGAGGCAGGAAGGUAUCGUAUUCUGUAAGCACAAUAGGUCUACGUAUACACAGCGACUAUUGACUGGAG